Molecule: messenger RNA, 16603 nt
Organism: Mercenaria mercenaria
Lineage: Eukaryota; Metazoa; Mollusca; Bivalvia; Venerida; Veneridae
Product: fibrocystin-L-like
Exons: 58
Coding region: 110-13885 (4591 amino acids)
Source: RefSeq, a predicted model, not a curated record
UUAUAGAAUCAAAUUGAAUUGAUUGGUUAAAAAGAAAAAAAAACGACAUCAGUGCUAUAAAAUAACGCGAAACGAGCGGCAAAGCCCUAUACUGUAAGAAUAUGCAGCAAUGAAGGAACGGGCAAGGAAAAAACUGACAGAAUGUUUGAGAAGUUUUGUCUGGAUCUUGAUGUUUACAAAUGUUUGUGAAGGUGUUGGCAAUGUGACAAGCAUAACACCAAACUAUGGCAGUCUGAAUGGGGAGACUACAUUGACGAUCUAUGGCGAUUUCUCGGCGGACCAGUUCAGUCAGAAUGAUGACCCGAAUGUCGGAAACAAAGUUUAUUUUGUGAGCGAAUCCGACCGAGAAUACCAGUGUCCUGUGUUUCCCGACGGAUGUACUGAAACACAACUUGUGUGCUACACACCACGAGGUAUGAAAGUGGAGAAGCAUUAUGUAAAAGUAGUAGUUGAUGGUAAAACAGUCGAGGAUAAAACACUUUGUGGUGGUAAUCCUACAUCUGCUAAGUGCACAUAUAAGCCACAUCCUGACUUUACGCCUACGAUAGAAAAACUUACUCCACAAUCUGGAAAGCUAAAUGGAACAAUGGUGACAAUAACGGGUGUCUUGUACACUGACAUAUAUGGUAGCAAUCUACAAGCGGCCACAAAUAACAAAACGGAAAGACUAACCAGGGUGUAUGUUGGCCCACAACUAUGUGAGGUUAAGAACGCGGAUGCAUUUUAUGGUUUCAAACUUGACAGCAGUGACUCGAAUCACGGAACUCUCAAGUGUAAAACUCAGGGAACGUCUGUUGGAUGCUUCAAUGCAAGUUUCAUUAUUCAAGCACCGUAUGGAAGAUCCUUGUCAGAAGUUCAACGAGUCUCGGAAAAUAACAAGAUAUGCAUGUUUACGAGUUACACAGACAUAACAAACAUCAGUCACUCAUCUGGAAGUAAAGAAGGUGGCCUCGUACUCACCAUUUGUGGCCACAACUACGACAACACGACACGAUACGCAGCUCCUAGAGCUUAUGUUGGAGACACUGAAUGCGUUAUACAAGAAGUUGUAGUAAAUGGAUGUAUAACCUGCAAGGUAGCUCCGGAUCCUGGGAGUACUGGUUCCAGUUUCCCUGGCAACCGUGGUGUCGUAUUUAAAUACUGGAAAAACACAAACAAAGAUAUGAGCAGCAUAGAUAGUAUCCGAGCACUAACCAGUUCUUCACCAGGAUAUAACAGUGCUGUAUUAGAUGAAACCUAUUUCUUCGACGUCAACGAUACGAUGGACAAUUACGUUAGCUGGACGUUAGCGUACUUCACACCGCCUCGUGACGGGCAGUACCAGUUCUUUUUAUUUGCUGAUGACGGUGGUAAAUUGCUCAUUGAUAAUGUGGUAGCUACAACUUCGGAGAGGACAUGGGGAAUGUCAAGUUUAAGAAACUUGAAUAGUAAUCAAAGCUACCUGCUCGAAGUUCUCCACUUUGAAUCAACCCUGACGUCGGUCAUUCACUUGAAAGUGAAAUAUUUCAACACAACGUUUACUAGCGCUUGGACAAAUCAGGCUGAACAAGAGAAACAAAUAAUCAGUAUAACCUCACAAGUGAAGUUUGAGGAGCAGGAAAUAGAGUUUGAGGCGUUUUCAAGCCAGGCAGAAGUCGGUGAGAAUCAAACUAUAGAAGUGAACACAACCGGACAGUUUCGAUUUGGAAUGUACGGAGCGUAUACAGGGCCUCUAACUACAAACAUGAAUGCAGAUGCUAUUAAGGCUGCGAUUAAUGCCAUGCCUAUAUUUGGAAGUGGGGAGUCUGUCAAUGUCAUUAGAAUGCAAGUUGCAACCCCAACAUACCAGAUAGUAUUUGACUCAAAACGAGGCGACUACCCAGACUUUCAGGUAGUUAAAGUCGAAAAUAAUCCACCAGUGACAUACAGAGUUACACAAAACACAGCUGGAAUACCAGACCUUGAUAUGGCGGCUCUAUUAUUUGCCGGAGUUUUCUCUGACCCAUUUUCUGUUUCGAAUCUUGAUGCUUCCAAACUUGAAAGAGCCACAAGCAGUUUGUUUGAGGCAAAGUGCCCACAAGCUUUUCUACCAAGUACAGCUAAGUACAUCCAAAGCUUUGAAGCAGAUUCUGUACAGUAUAUUGGGAAUAGGGUUACAGAUACAGAAGCAUUUUGCGGACGAUAUUCUUUAAAGGACCCCCGUCGUAUCUUUAAGAAAGGCGAUGACGAGGAUGGAAUAUCACUGGCACAAUAUGGAAUAUUAUGCUUUGCAUACAAAGGAUUUCUACAGAAUCAUAUCCGACUGACCUUCUCAUAUAAGGCAUCGAUUGGUUCUCCAACAGUUUCAGAGACUCGUUACUUUCCCUACAGCUUCAAAACUGACUCCAGCACUGAAUCAGUGACAUGGUACUAUACAUGUAUAGAUGUAUACGACAAGUUGAAAGCCAUAUAUCCAAGCGUUAUUCAACAAAGAUUAGAAGAAGUUAGAGUAUUCAGUCUAAGUGCAGACCAAUCAGGCUAUGUUGAUGCUGUCGUCAUUAGUCAGAAACCUACCACAGAGGACCCAGAUCCUAGUAAGCAGAGGCGCCGUCCAGCUUUACCCAAUGGAGCAGUGAUCAGAGAAGCAAAAGUCAACCUGAUUUCAGGCAAAAAAUACAAAAUCAUUCUAAAACCCUUUGACUGUGGAACAGGAUUUCCAUUGUUUGGGAUAGGAAAUGGAAUGGUACAAAGUGGGGCAUUGUCACAACCAUCCUCCCCUGUCACUUUAACAUUACACAAUGGAAAUGGUAAAUUCAUUGCAAAAUCAGUGUCAACAGCCUCACCACCAACAACUGGUGAACUGGAUUUACAGUUCAAGGGAGAAACAAAAACUAAACUUAACAUCUCUCUGGAGGCUUCAGACUUCGCUAAAGAACUACAGUCACUGUAUGGAAUUGGAUCAGUGUUGGUUACAAAAGAAGGUGACUGCGCAAACUUUAACCUAUCUAUAACAAUUCUUGAUCAUCCUGGAAACCAAGAAGAAAUAAAGAUUACUAAAAGCAGUUUAAGUGGUAGUCAGCCAGCAGCCAGUAUUCUAACAGCUGUAGAUGGUGGUCUGUUUUAUGACCCGAUACCAGGUGGUAUAGUAAAGACUGUAGAGAGUACUACGCAGGUGCGCCUGUACAUCAAUGACAUCCUCACAAGUUGUGAAACUAACUGUUCCUUCCAAUGGCUUACUUCAAAGACACCAAAUGUCACCGCUGUGACACCAGCAACAGGAACCUCUGCUCUCAGCACAUCUAUUGUCAUUACUGGGACUGGCUUUAACAAUACAGACAUAACUAAGAAUACAGUUACAAUUGGAAAUGUAAUCUGCGCAGUUACUGCUUCUACAGCCACUACUAUUACAUGUGAUGUUGGUAAUGGUCCGGUUGGAAGUCAUAAAAUUAUGGUAAAUGUUGAUGGUAAAGGUUUUGCCAGACACCCCAAUGGAGAUGUGAUGUUUGCGUAUACAGCCGAAAUCACUGGUAUUUCCCCUACAUCAGGUAGUCUUGGAGGAGGUGUUAACCUUACAAUUUCUGGCUAUGGUUUCAAGAGUGGAUCUACUGUAACAAUCAGUUCAGCAGACUGUACCGUGCUCAGUAUUGAGCCAAGUGAGAUUGUAUGCAUUGUUCCUCCAAAGACAUCUGAAGGAACACAUGAUGUUGUGGUAACCCAGGGAUCAGUUACGCUAACCUACCAAAGUUACCAGUAUUCAAUCUCCAAGACAGCAGUAAUUAGCAGCAUUACACCAUCAACAAUUGGAGUACUUGGAACUACAUUAACAAUCUCUGGAACGUCAUUUACUGGAACUAAAGGAAGUGUGCAUGUCGGGCCUGUGGCAGCAACUGUAGUCUCCUGGACAGAUACCAAAAUUAUAGUUAAUGCAACCAGCGUCCCAGCUGGUACAAACACUUUGUUUGUGAUGGCACAGCAUGGUUAUGCAACUAACAGCUCUUGGAAAAGACCUGACGUUUAUAGAAAUCUGAUCCUAACAAAUGUUUUCCCACGAAGUGGUUCCAUAUUGGGUGGGACCAAACUGACUAUUACUGGAUCAGGAUUUGGGACAAAUGGAACGAUAAUAGCUGUCAGUGUUGGAGACGUGGAAUGCAAAGUUGAUACAGUAAUUGAUUCACAGAUUGUGUGUGAGAUAAAAUUUGCAGCAAAAACACACAAUGUGACAAACAAAGGAACAGAUCCAGCCUUUGGAAAAUAUUAUGCCUUUGACAAACCAACCAUCAAAAUAAAUGCCGGAGACUAUGUACAUUGGUCAUGGGAAACCCCAGCCUUUGUAAAAUCUGUUGCUCAUGCUAUUAUUGAGGUUGAACAGGCAAGCUCUAAAACAGCUAAACCUGGAGGGUUUAGUAGUGGUACUCCUACCGCGAAUGGUUACUUUUCUAAGCAGUUUACUAUGAAGGGAGAUUAUCAUGUGUGGAGCGGUUUCGUUGAUACUUGGAAUAUAAAAAGCUACAGCGGGACUAUACUGGUAGAUAAUGCCAUGUCACGAAUCGAAGAAAUCAGAGUAAAGGUUGCCGGCAUUGAGGCUUUACAUAAUGUUGGGGGAGCAAAUGAUCCAAGUGAUACGUCUCAGUGCCAGGCUGUAACAACAAAAAUUUCAUCAUGCUCCGAUAGUUGGCCAACAGGUGGUAAAUCUGGUAGAUUCAAUUUUGCAUUCUGGACUUGCAGCACCCCAACUGUCAGCUCAAUAGAUGUCAAUAACGGAACAGUUAAAACGAGCAUAACUGUAUCUGGGAAAGGUCUGUCAGGUUCUAAAUGCCAGAAUGAAGUCAGCUUUGGUGGUUACAAGUGUAAUGUUACCUCUUUGAAUGAUUCUUCUGUUACCUGUCAUCUUGAAAAGUCUGGAGAACCGGACCUAGGGGUGUUGCACCUGUUGUCUCUAAAAGUGCAUAAUCGUGGUAAUGCCCUUGUCGAAAUUAUGCCAGCAGUUAAUAAAACCUUAAGAGUGAUACCAAAUAUAGAAACAGUAACACCAACAGCUGGUUCGAUGGCAGGUGGUGCACAUGUUAGAAUAACAGGGUUUGGUUUUGGUGAUUCUCCUCAGGUUAAUAUUGGUGGUAUCACAUGCAAUAUCAUCAAUAGCUCAUACACUGUGAUUGUUUGUGAGAGUCCACCUUCAGAUGCGGGAGAACGUGAUAUUGAAGUUAAGGCUUAUGUCAGUGGAAAUCCAAUAAUGGCAAAAUGUGAGACAUCAACAAAGACAUGCAGAUACACUUAUGCCCAGUUAUGGACACCCUCCGUAACAGCAGUACAACCAGACUCUGUGUCAAACCCCACAGUUAUAACCAUUACUGGUACAUCAUUAGGAACAAGUACUUCAGAGCUAAAAGUGAUGAUUGGUGGUGUUAAUGCAACAGUCACAUCCGCUAGUAAUACUUUAUUGAAGGCUAAUAUUGCCAAUAUACCUGCUGGAGAUAACAAUGUUGUUGUACGAGUGAGUGAUCUUGGAAAGGCUUCUGGUAAUUUGAAGGUAUACGGAACUCCAGUCAUUAACUCGCUAGUACCAACUUCUGGAAGUAUUUAUGGCAAAACGUUGAUUACAAUUCAAGGCAAUGGUUUUGUAAAAAAUGACACAAAUGUCACUUUGGAUGGUUCAGAGUGCGUGAUCAACUCGACUUCUCUGUCAGAGGUGAUCUGUGAGACAAAACAACAUGCAGCUGGGUCAGUGUCGCUCGGUGUAAAGUCUAAUGGAGUCACUUAUACCCCAUCUUCAUAUAGUUUCAGUACAGAUUCAACACCCACUAUUAGCUCCCUUAAUCCUCUGUCAGGAAUUGCAGGGAACACAUUAACAAUCUCUGGCUCAAACUUGAAUGGUGGGGAAGUAACUGUAAGUUUGGAUGAUGCCAACUGUGAUGUCAGUGUCUCGACAAGCAGUCAGAUCCUGUGCACCUUGGGAAGCCAUCCCACAGGUUCAGUUCCAGUGUCCGUUCAUGUUGCCGGGAAAGGCCGUUCAAAUGUUGAUAAAAAAUUUGAGUACCAGCUUACACUGAGUAGCAUUUCUCCAAAUGAGGGUAGUACAGGCGGUGGACAGACAGUAGUGCUUUCUGGGACGGGCUUCAAUAGCCUGGCUGUUGUGACUAUUUGUGGUCAGAAUUGCACUUUGAAAGACACAAAUUCAUCACAGUAUAUGUGUAGAACACCACCAAAUACUGCCCAGACAUGUGAUGUCAGUGUGUCAUUAAGUGGUAUUGUCAAAUCUCUAGAAAAUUCCUAUUCUUACAAUGCUGCACUUACUCCUACAUGUUCAGGAGUGAGCCCAUCUCGAGGAGGGACUGGCGGUGGCACUUCUAUCACAAUAUCAGGGUCAGGAUUUGGGUCUGUUGUCAAUGAUGUAAAUGUGAUGAUAGACGAUGUUGAAUGUGAUGUUUCAACAGUAACAGACACAGAGAUAGUUUGUGUGACAGGACCACAUUUAGGAUCUGUAGAUGCAAAAGUAGAAGUGCAAAUCUCCGGAAAUGGGAUUGCAAAGGAGGAAACUACUGGUGAUGCAGAUUUUAGCUACAUAGAUGUUUGGUCAUCCCCAUACACAUGGGGUGGUGGACCGGUCCCUGAAGAAGGUGAUUUUAUCAUCAUUCCACGUGGUAUGACACUGUUGCUGGAUACUGACACACCAGUUCUCAGUUUCUUGCUGAUACAGGGUGGAAAAUUGAUUUUUGACGAGACAGAUGUUGAGCUGAAAGCUAAAGUCAUCAUGAUUACUGAUAGGGGUGUUCUGCAGGUCGGUACAGAAUCUGAACCGUUCAGGCACAAGGCUAUAAUCACCUUGUAUGGUACCACAGUUGAUAAAGAAUUGCCAAUCUAUGGCACGAAAGUAUUGGCAGUCAGAAAUGGAACUCUUGAUCUUCAUGGUAUUGAAAUGCCUUUAACAUGGACAACGUUAGCAUCUACUGCAACAGCUGGAUCCAGCUCAAUUGUGUUGAAAGACCCAGUUGAAUGGAAUGUUGGUGAUGAAAUAGUCAUUGCUUCUACUGGUCAUAAACACUCUCAGAGUGAAAAUGAAAAGAAAACCAUCUCAAAUAAAUCAUCUGAUAAUCGAACACUGACACUUGAUUCCGCCCUUGAUCAUAAGCAUUGGGGGACGCAGGAAACAGUUGAUGGUACUGUUCUAGAAUUCAGGGCUGAAGUUGGGCUGCUCACACAUAAUGUUGUUGUCAGAGGUGACAGAGAUGCACAGUGGGAUGAUAAAAUUGAGGCUUGCGAGGAAGGAUUUGACACUGGGGAGUUUGCAACUCAGACAUGCUUUCUAGGUAGGUUUGGGGAUGAAAUAGGAAGUAGCCAGUUUGGAGCUAUGAUUUUGGUUCAUGCACCUGUUUAUGAUACCCAUGAGGCACAAGCUCGUAUUUCCUACACCGAGAUCACAUUUGCUGGACAAGCAUUUAGACUGGGCAGAUACCCAGUACAUUUCCAUUUGAAUGGAGACAUGUCUACUAGUUAUGUUAGAGGAUGUGGCAUCCACCAUACUUUCAACAGAGCUGUUAAUAUCCACGGUACCCAUAACACGUUAGUUGAAAAGACUGUCAUUUACAACAUCAUGGGUGGUGCUUUCUUUUUAGAAGAUGGUAUUGAGACUGGAAAUACGAUGCAAUACAAUUUAGCUGUGUUUGUAAGGGCAAGUUCUAGUCUUUUGAAUGAUGAUGUAACUCCAGCUUCGUAUUGGGUAACAAAUCCGAAUAACACAAUACAGCAUAAUGCAGCAGCUGGUGGAUCUCACUUUGGUUAUUGGUACAGAAUGCAUGGUCAUCCCGACGGACCGUCCUUUACAGAAACUGUCUGUCCUAUUGCAGUGCCACUUGGAGUCUUUUUGAAUAAUUCAGCUCACAGCUUUGGUUGGUUUGGAUUAUGGAUUUUUCCAGACUACUUUCCUAAAAAGGAUGCAUGCGGCGGCACAGAAGUCGAACCGGCUGUGUUUGAUGGGUUGUAUGCUUGGAACAAUGAUAAAGGUGCUGAGGCUGUAAACAGUGGUGCUUUACAGUUUAAAAAUUUUGUGCUUGUUCAGAAUAAACUUGCUGGUUACGAAGGGAAAUUGGUCAUGGAGGUACCUCUAUACACUGACGAUGCCCCUAUGAUAGCAGAUAGCUUAAUUGUUGGUACAACUACAGUUAUACCCGAUUCAGAUCAAGGUUGUACGAAGGGAGGUAUCAUCUUUCCAUACGGGGCAGGAUUUAGAGCGGUAAAUAUCAGAUUUGUUAAUUUUGCGGACUCAAGCUGUGCAACCUUCCGUUUUACUAGGAUUGAUGGAACAUGCGGAGAUCUGUGUGGAGGUUAUACGUAUCACGCAGAGGGACUGAAAUUUGUAAAUUCUCCAAAUAAAGCUGUAUACGCAUGGGAAUGGGAGGGUAUAAUUGUGGACAAAGAUGGAAGCGCUACAGGUAAAGCCGCCAACUGGGCUAUCUUGCCAACAACAGGAACAUUACCAACUGACUGUGAAUCCGCUCCAGAAUACAGCCAUGGUAUAGCUGCCAGUAUGUGUCCACCACCGUAUCACAAAUGGCACAGAUUUUCCUUUAACAAAGCUUCACCGCAGUCUUUAGAAGGGAGAAAUUUCAUGAUCACAAACCAGUAUGGUACAAGUAGUUGUCCAUUUGCUGAGAAACGAAUCAGUCAUGGACUUGGAUGGGCGUUAGCAUUGCUUGAUGGGUCCACAUAUACAUUUGAGUUUGAAGGUGCCGGGCAGAUUAAUAAUAUCAGCUUCUCUGGACAAUUUGAACAUUUUGAGGCAAGUGAAUAUGUAUUUAUGGAAAUGGUAGUUGAAGUCCUACCAGAUAGAUUUUCGUUUGAUGGUGGAGAAACAUAUAUCAAUGCAACCGUCGGUGGUAUAGAUCCAUCAACAGCUGAAAAUGGAGAUUGGGAAUGGGACAAUACCAACAGCAAAGUGAAGUUUAUAGUUCAUGGAAAUAAACGUUCGAGGCGUUCAAGUCCAGGGAUGUCGACAUACUCUGUCGAUCGAGCAGUGAGUUUCACAGCAUACAAAUGUUAUUAUGAAAACUGCAUUCCACCGCCGGACCCAGACACAGUGCCUCCAGCUACAGAAAGACCUCUGGACUUUGACAUUUGGGAUGAUACAACACUUUGGAACAACUCUAACAAUGACAGCUUUGUCUCGAACACAGGAGGAUCAUAUGGAUUACCGCAGGAUUAUGACGAUGUCAGAAUUACUUUUGGAUCAUGGGUUGUCGUAAACAAAACAACACCGUUCAGCAAGCUUGGAACUCUACUCCUUGAAGGAGUCUUGGAGUUUUUUGACACGCUAGGAGCUGUGUAUGAAAUAGAAGCUGAUUUCAUUAUAAUUAAGGGAGGACGGCUAAUUAUCGGAUGGCCAGAUGAUGCAUUUGAUGGUUUGGCAACAAUUACCUUGAGAGGGAACCAUUCAUCUCCAUACUAUUAUACUGGAGAUGGACCAAUACUUGGAUCCAAAGCUAUAGGGGUAUUUGGAGGUUUGGACCUGUUUGGAAAGGAUGUUGGAAGGACUUGGACCGAGCUUGCAAUAACGGCCACGGCAGGAUCAAAUACAGUUGUUCUUGCAGACCAGGUCCAAUGGUCUCAAGGCGACGAAAUUGUUAUUGGUCCUACUGGGUUUGAUCCAUGGCAAACUGAAUCCUUUAAAAUUCAAGCAGUAGCAACUGACAAUGUCACAUUGACAUUGAACUCAACGCUGAAGUAUUUACAUACAGCUCACCAUGAGACAUUGCCAAACGGACAGGAGAUUAAGGUUGGCGCUGCUGUUGGUAUGUUGUCACGAAAUAUCAAGAUAGUUGGACAAGACUACGAUGAUCUCUAUAAGGAGUCAUUUGGUGUCCGUGUUCUUGUUGGAUUAGUCACCUCGCAAGGACAAGCGUACACAGGUUAUGCCAGAUUGUCAAAUGUGGAGUUCUAUCAUACUGGCCAAGAGGGGUUUACAGAUGAAUAUGAUCCAAGAUAUUCCCUUGCCUAUUUAGCAACUGGAAGUGUGAGUCAUGUAAAACCAUCUUUCGUGAGCAAAUGCUCUUUCCAUAAUGGUUUCAGCACAGCGAUCGGAGCAUUUGGUAUUGCAAGCCUAAAUAUUACAGACAAUGUAAUAUUUGGAGCGAUUGGCCAUGGCCUAAGAACCAGCUCAGAAGACACUCGCCUGAUAAACAAUUUAUUGGCUUUGGUAGUGAGCACUGUAACAUACCAGGAUAGGUUUGAAGUUUAUGAUUACGAAUCGGAAUCUGGAAUUGAAGCUAUCUCUGCAACAGAUCUUACACUUCAGGACAAUCUUGUUACAGGAGCAGAAAGAAUUGCUUUCCAUGUUCCACCACAAGACUGUGAUGACACUUCUGAUAAAUACAAGAACAACAAAGCAUAUGCUAAUGUACUUGGGGGCGUUGUUAUUACAUAUCAUGAUGUUUUAAAGCAAACAGAUUGUGCUAAAAUGGCAGGACACACAGUUUGGAAAACUCACGACUAUGGAAUUUAUUAUCAGCACGAGCUGAACCUUCUUGUAGAGGAUAAUCUACUCAUUGAGAACACAAAUGGGCUUUUCCCUAUCAUUAUUAGACCGCCUUCACUAUCACAUCUGUAUGUAAAUAAAACUAUGCAAGUGCGUAGUACAACAUUUGUUGGCGAGACAAGUAGCUUCGACUGCAGCAAUGACGUUGCUAACUAUAAAGAUCACAAUUACCAACUUUCGAGCAAUGCUCGACCCAGUUUCCCGCCAUCUGGAGGAAAGGUUGGUUUGAUUUUCCCAGGUUUCUACUCGGCAGGAAACGGUCUUCCGUCCCACCCAUGGAAAGGCAUUAUGUCUUAUCCAGCCUUAGGAGGACUAAUGAUCUUGAAGAAUAUCACAUUUGCAAAAUACAGGAGCACCUCGUGCAAGUCAAAUUUUGCUGUAUCCACAAAUAGUGCCAAUGAUGAUUUAAUGCAUCCCGUUGUAUCAAAGGAAUCAACUUUAAUUGAAGUAGACGAGAGCAACAAGAUUGUCUAUCACAGACCAAAUGUAGGAAAGAUAAAUUCAGCAGACUGUGUAGACAUGGACUGUGAUGGGCAAAAGAAGGCACUUUUCAAAGACCUGGAUGGUACUUUCCUUGGAUUUGUUGGUUCCGUAAUCCCAAAUUCUGCCUAUGAAUGGGAUGGAGAUCCAAGACGUGGACUUGGAGAUUACAGAAUACCUAAAACAAUGCUGACAGAUAAAAAUGGCGAUAGAAUACCUGUUGAUACAAUAGCUCCACAUAAAGGUAUUAUCGGAAAUGAGAACUGUACAUACCACACUGGCUGGCAGGCAUAUGGCUGUAAAGCUGGUCUUAACUACGAGAUGCUUAUAAUUGAAAGCAUGGAUGCCGACACAGAAACACGACGUCUGUCACCAGUAGCUCUUCUUGGAGACGGUUAUAUUGAUUUGAUCAAUGGACCACAGGAUCACGGCUGGUGCAGCGGAUAUACUUGCAGAUUGAGGGUUUCAACAUUUUUUGCCCUUGUUGCUACAGAUAAAGAGUAUUUGAUGCAUUUCACAAGUAAAACACCAGAAGAUAUGCGAUACAGGUUGUUGAAUGUUGAAUCUGAUAAAAGCAUUAAGUUGAGUGUUUGGUAUGCUGGUCGAAGUAGGCUAGAUGUUUAUGUAGACGGCGUAUAUGUUAAACCAACAAAUGUUAGAAUUGAUGACAACGGAAGACAUGUAUUUUUAAUGGGGACAGGGGACGAGUUUCAGCCUCAGAUAGGAAAUGGCACUGGCACCAACUAUUUUGACAAAGACAGUGGGUUGCUUACAUUAAUCAUCCAAGGACUACAAAGAAUUGAUGUUAGAACACAAGCAUCUGUCAUUGUCACUUUUGGACUACCUGACCUGACUUUGGACGAGUUCUUUGGAGACAAUAUUGUAGAAAACCUGGCCACUUUCCUGAAUAUUCCAUUAGAUAAAGUGAAAGUUGUGAACGCAGUUUAUGCCUCCUCAACUUCAAGACGUAGGAAGAGAUCAUCAGAGACAGGAAUUGUAGUAGAACUUGAAAUAGCUGAUGAGCCAACGUCAGAUAUAAAUGCUACAGCGCCCGACUCUAUUGAUUACACUUCACUGACUGAAAUUGCUGCAAAUAUUGUGAAUGAGUGUCAAGUAGGAAACAUCAGUGAAUCUUUCAACGUGACCGGUUUUUGUGAGUCUGUCAGUCUACCUUCGUUGGAUUCAGAAAUUGCUUCUGUUGAGUACAGUGCUCCUACACCUGAUCACCUUUUCAUCUUUGAGGAACCGGUAUCAAUGUAUGAAGGAAUUCUAUUGCAAACGCAGCCAAAAUUACGAGUGGCAGAUAUUAUGAACAAUUGGGUGACUGAACUUGGAACUGACGAGUUCCCCUGGCAACUUACUGCAAGUCUGCGUGCUGGAACAGGACAUCCUGAUGCAGUCCUAAAUGGCACUUUAUUGGUGACGUGUUCCAAUGGAUGGUUUAAUUUCACUGAUUUGGCAAUAUCUCAUAUGGGCACAGGCUAUAUAAUUGAUUUUAAUAUCUCUUACCCAACCCAAGCAAAUACAUUUCAUAUUGCUUCGAACACAUUCGACGUUCCUGGACGAUCUGUAAAGAUACAUGUGUUUGAUCAAACAAAUGGAGAUAUAGUUCUUUCUACACGCUUUUCAGUCACCUUGGAUCUCCGAGACUUGACCACAGAAGAUAUCAUUACUGACAUUGCAUGGAGAGGUCAUACAUGGACAGCAGAGGCCAGUCUUCUUGGUAGUUCUCCGUAUGCAGAUCUUGAGGGACAUCUUGCUUCUUCAUUUGACACUUCUACAGGACGUGCCAUGUUCCCAGACCUGAACAUUACAGGUUUUGGAAUAUACUACGUCCAGUUCCGAGUAGUAUCAGAUCCUCCGGAUUUCAACCUGACCUUGAAUCACAAACUUAAUAUAAAACUUCCAUCACACGUUGACAUGAUUGUUGAGGAACAAUAUGAAGUGCAGAUAAAGUUCGAUGCAGAUUUCAACACACUUCUGAACACGGAGGACAAACAAAACGAAUUUGAGCAGAUGGUUUUAGCAGACAUUUCAAACAGAUGGCAUGACGUUUCUCUUAGCGGUGGAUCCGUGCAGGAUGGAAGUAUUGUUGUGACGUUUGUCAUAUCUGGGACAUACAGUUCUGUAAAUUCCACAGCAUACAGUCUGUGUGACAGUAUCUACAACGAGACAUCUUAUUCCUUCGAUGGUUAUAGUCUCACACUUGCUCCCUACAUGACCAUCAACGGCCAGGCUUAUUAUGGAGUCACUUGCGGCGAACUAUCAGAGGAUGAGGAGACAAAUAAAGGCAUGGCUGAUUAUCUAAUAGCAGUUAUUGUACUUAUUUGUAUUCUGGUAGUCGCAGUGAUUUUUGCAUUUGCAUUCUGGAGAUACUCGGUUAAUAAAACUAAAAGACCUGCACAGGUGUUUGUCAAACCUCUCCACUUCAACAAGACAUCUGCAGUGACAGCUCGAGGUGGCAAUCACUACGUUGGCUUCAGUAAUAAACAGAUGGAAGAUUAUUUAUUUAGAGAGGAGUCUUUCACCAGUCUGAACAGAGGCUACACAGAUCGUCAUGCUCCACCCUUUACAACGUCACUAAAGGCUUCUCAUUUGUCCGACAACCCUGGCAUUCCAUUUUCUAGACCUCCUACGUCAGAACACACACUGCUGACUUCUUCACCACAAAGCCAUAACAUCCAUGUAUCCGAGCUUCUCGGUACAGAAAUCAACUCGAAUCGAAAUACUGCUCAGCAGGCGUGGUCAACAGGAAAUGACCUUCAUACAGUACAGCGAAUGGACAAACUCGAACCCAGACUGCCAAGCCCAGCUGGCAAUGCUUCUCCGAUGCUUCACAGGGCACGCACUCCUGUUACUGAAAUAGAAAAUCAAAUGCCGCCGGUUGGGGAGGCUGAAUUGCUGAAGAAAACGUUAUUUUAAUCAAAUUCAACUAAGUUGGCAUUAGAAAUUCUUUCCGCGAAACAGUAACAAUUAAAAGUUUAUUAAGCAGAAACUUGAUAUCUUCAAGUCAUAAAUGUAUUUUCGGCAGGCCUUGUCUUCCUGUUGAUAUUUCUUAAACAUUGGAAUCAGCUGUUAUUUCUGAAUUUCUGCAUGUCAGUUUUACUUCAUUUGGAACGUUAUAUCCAUUUUAUGCUUAUUGUAACCUCACCUGCACUCUGUUCAGGAUGAGCUGUAAGUAUAGGGAGAUGGUCUAUUGUCCUUCUCGUCUCGUCUGAAACUGCUGUUCAGAAUUACACUUAACUUGGUUGGUAGCAUCCUGGGUUAGAUUUUUAUCAAUUUUUCCCAAUUGGUUCAGUUUGGGACCUUUUAGAGACUUUUAAAGUUUUAGACCUUUAAAACCGUGUAAACGACUUCUCAUGAACCGCAUGAUUUAGCUUCAUCAAACAUUGUGUGUAGCAUAAUUAUAUGAUCCUCUGCAAAUAUUUACAAUUACGGGCACUUGGCCCCUUUAAGGGACUGCAAGAGUAAAAUAAAGUAAAAAAAUAAAAAAAGAAUAAAAGACUCCUUCGCAUGAUCUAUUUCAUCAAACUUGGUCUGUAGCAUCAUUAUAAGGUCCUCUCCCAAAUUCUUCCAUAUUGGGGCACCUGUCCGUUUUAGGGGGCAGCUAGAGCUAAAAUAGAAAAGGCAAACUUUAAAGAACUUCUUAUGAACUGCUUGAAAGUUCUUCAUCAGUUUGUUUUGUAGCAACGUUGUAAGGUUAUUUCCAAGGAAAAAGAAAACUUUAAACGACUACUCAUGAUCUACCUGAGGGAUCUUCGUUAAACUUGGUCUGUUGCAUCAUAUGGUAAUUCGGGGCACUUUGCUACUUUUAGGGGCCACUAGAGCAAAAAUAGAAAUACAUGUAUAUUUAAACGACUUCUUCUUAUGAACUUCUGAAUGGAUUGUCCUCAAACUUGGUCUGAAGCAUCAUGAUAAUUUCUUUUCCAAAAUUGAUCAAAAUGGUAACGAUUGCCUUCUUGUAGAGACCACUAUAGCUAAAAGUAGAAAUACUAUGAAAUGAAUUGCUUAGUUGAUCUUCAUCAAAUUCAGUCUUUAGCAUCAGUGUAAGAUUUCUCCAGAUUUUAUUCAGAUUGGCCAGUUUAAGAAGUAAACAUGGAGUUAACUAGUUGUGUAUAUAAGCAUCACCAUGCAUUUGGUUUAAAAUAGUAUACGCCAAAUCUUAAUACAUAUAGUUAAACACAGUAUAAAUGUGUACUUGCUCUACUACAAAAGAAAUUAGAAAUUUUCAACAAUCGACUGUUACUGCAUGACAUUUGAUAAUGUAGCUCUACAUGUACAAUUAAAAUAUAUGUAAUAAAGUUAAAUACCUUCAAGGAGGAAUUUAUAGAUUCGAAGUAAUUAUCUUAAUAUAAAAUAAUUUUGUGAAAGAUUGGCAGUGGAUACUUUUAAAUGACUUUGUCUCAUUAAACUUGGUCUGUAACAUCAUUUUAGUUCCACUGUUCGGAGAAUAGCGGUGCUAUUCUACUCGCCCCGGUGUCGGCGUCGGCGUGCCCAUUCUUGGUUAAAGUUUUUCGGCAACCUUUGUUUUUCUUUGUUACUAUUGCUUAUAUCUUACUGUAACUUCACAUUAACAUUGUUCAGCAUGCAAACAUAAUAUGUGCAGGGGCUGGGCCCAUUAUGCCCAAGGUCAAGGUCACCAAGGUGUUAUACUUAGGUUAUUUUUAAGGUUAAAGUUUUUCGGCAACCUUUGUUUUUCUGUCAUAUCUUUGUUACUAUUGCUUAUAUCUUAUUAUAACUUCACAUAAACAUUGUCCAGCAUACAAACAAAGUAUGUGCAGGGACUGGGUCAAUUAUACAUAAUGUCAAGGUCACCAAGGUGUUAUACAUAGGUUAUUUUUAAGGUAAAGUUUUUCGGCAACCUUUGUUUUUCUGUCAUAUCUUUGUUACUGUGCUUAUAUCUUACUGUAACUUCACAUAAACAUUGUUAGCUGGUCUUUGUUCAGAGUGAGCUAUUAGUAUUGUUUAUAUUAAACACCGAUACUACCAUUCAAGAUUGAGUGUUUCAUAUAUAUUCAAGGUCAGGUGAGCAACUUAGGGCCACUAUAGACUUAUGUACUCUUUGAUAUCGUUUCUGAGAUAGUUUAUGUUACUACUAACGUUUUUUUUUGUCUUUGUAUUUGUGAGCCGUUCCUGGAGACGAAAUUGUGGUACACAUUUUUAAAGGUAUUUAGAUAUAUAAAUAUGGGUACCGGUAUACAUAAUUUACAGGAAAUAUGCAGUACGAAAAUCAUGACCUAAGUUAAUGUAAAACAAAAUAUUUUUCUUUCAUGUAUAUUUUGAUGUAAUGAAAUAUAUUUACGAUUAAAUAUGUAUCAUGUAUAUAUUCAUUGUUUAUGUCAUAAAAGUAUAUGUGUGUUGAAAACGCAGCAUCUUUAAAGAAUUUAUCUAUCCUACCAACCAACGAAGGACUGCUUGUUUGAUAUUUGGUUCCAGACGAAUGUUCUUUACAAGGAAGUGUUUGUCUUGUGACGUUUCGGCGUAGACUUGCGUUUCAUGAAAACCUGUAUAAUAAUCUUAAAAGAAAUGUGAAAGAGAAAUAUACUUUUGCAACAAAAAACGGGUAAAAUAGUAGUUACCUCAUUCAUGUUUUGUUUUCUUUUGGUCUAAUUCGUAAUAAAGUUUGAAUGUAGAAGUAAA